AUGUUUGAAUUUUUGAAAAAUCUGAAACUUCCUAUCUGGAGUUCGAACGAACGAGUCCAAGAACCAAUUAAAAAACGAAAACGAAAGGAAACAAACGAAAAUUUAUCAAUGAAUAAUCAACAGAAAAAGAUCAAAAAUGAGCAAUUACAAACAUCUUCGGGUAUUUCUGCCAUCGCACGGCCGAAGAAGACCACCACGAAUAUCACUAAUUCUAUGAAGGAAAAACAACAAAAACCAACUCCAUCCGAAGAAUUGCAACAACGUAAGAAAGAUUUAACAACCAUACCGACGAAAUUAAAGCAGCCAGAAAUCAUAGAUUUAGAAAGCGAGGAGGAUGAAAUUACUCACGAAUACAAAUCACUAGAUUUGAAUUAUGUCAAGACUCACUCAGAAUCUAUUCACCCUCAUCCUUCCAAGCACACAAAUGAGGCAGUUAAGAGUGUUCCGCACAUACCAAUGGAAGUACCCUCUAUACCUGUAAAAACAACACCAACACAAAACAAGGAAAUACCACCUCCAGUGAUCAGACUUGGCCCACCUAAAUUGGUGUCAAAAUCUUCCAAAUAUAAAGCCAAGGCUGAGGAAGAUACAACUCUUUUGGACAACGAUUCUGUUGAAAGAAUUACGAAAGGCCUGCAGUCCUUGCUAACUUUACGAGAUAAGGUAGAAGAAACUAAAGUAACAAAGUCUUUCCUUGAACGAGUGACAAUGCAGAGGGCCUCUUCAAAGAUAUUAACCAGAUUAUGUGAAGAGCUAUUGACAGAAGAGGCCAAGAAAGCAUAUGACACAUUUCUUCCUCAAAAGAUUUAUGACAAGAUACUUUCAGAGAUAAUUUCAAACACCGUAGAAACAGAAAAAGAAUUUUUCCCACUCUCAAAGAAAGACGAGACAUUUGUCAACAAUAUUUUUGCUCAAAGAAAUAUCAACCGAGAUGAAGUUCUUGUGGACAAGUACAAAAUUGAUAUUACAUGGCAAAAGAUUCAAUGCUUAAAGCAUACAGACUGGCUCAACGAUGAAGUGAUUAACUUUUAUCUCAACAUGGUGAAAGAUAGAAAUGACAAAAAUCCAGAAAAAUAUCCAAAAAUUUACAUUUUUAACACGUUCUUUUAUGCCAAGCUAACAGAGCGCCAUUCCUACAAUUACGGUAACGUGAGGAGAUGGACACGAAAAAUUGACUUGUUAGAAUAUGACAAAAUAAUAAUUCCUAUUCACUUGAGCGUGCAUUGGACCCUAGCAGUGAUUAAUAUAAGAGACGAAAGAUUUGAAUACUAUGACUCCAUGGAUGGAAGACAAGCUGGUAUGAAUGUGUUGCACAAUUUGCAAAAAUACCUAAGUGAUGAGGUGUUGGACAAGAAGCAAGUUUCAUUGGAUACCAUGUCCUGGGAGAAAUAUAUUCCACAUACACCACAACAAGAGAAUGGAUCUGAUUGUGGAGUGUUCACAUGCAAAUUUGCCAAUUUCGUUGCCCAAGACAAACCUUUAACUUUCUCUCAAAAGCACAUGCCUUACUUUAGAAGAAGAAUGGUUGUUGAAAUUGUGAGGAGUAAAGAAAUACUCUAG
Molecule: messenger RNA, 1560 nt
Organism: Naegleria fowleri
Lineage: Eukaryota; Heterolobosea; Eutetramitea; Acrasida; Naegleriidae
Exons: 2
Coding region: 1-1560 (519 amino acids)
Biological process (GO): protein desumoylation
Cellular component (GO): nucleus
Molecular function (GO): deSUMOylase activity
Source: RefSeq, a predicted model, not a curated record